AUGGCGCUAGCAGAAGGCAUCGACCUACUCGAUCAGGCGCUCGAGGAGCCCACAUGGAAGGACCUCGAUAAAGUCACGGCUCUUAUAAGCAAGCAGCUGGACGUGAAAAAUGGCUCAGCAGCAGCAGCAGUAGCAGGUGGAUCGAGCAAUAGCGUGGCGGACUAUUGGGCAGCGGAGACCGUUAAGCUUCUGGAAGAUCUUAAGAGUGUCAGCGUGGAGGCUCUCGCAACUACCGAUCCUGGCGACCGCAAUGCGUGGAAGAUGUGCGAGGAGGGUCCGGAGCACCGCGCGAUGCUGCGCAAGGGCCCGGAAGGCACGGCGAUAAACGCGCUGUGCAUGGAGGGGCGCAUCGACAGUCCCGUGCACGCCGCCGUCGCCAUGACGCGCGACGCGGGGUUCUUCAAGGAGUGGUGGCCGCAGGGCGACAUGCCCGUCUACCGCAUCGUCGAGAACCGGUACCUCGCGCGCGUCGGCGACGGUUUCGAUAUUACGUACAUGAAGUUCAAGGUGCCGUGGCCCUUUCCGUGGCAGGAGUUCGCGAUGAUCUUCUUCACCAUUUACGACGCGGACACGGGCGUCGCCACCACUGUCGUCCGCACGCUUCCAGAGGACAACAGCGAAAUCGACGCAUCCAUUCACGGGUUUUCCCGUGACAUGGCGCCACCAGUCCCCUCGGGAAUGGUCCGCAUGGCCAUCAACGGCGGAUUCUCCAUCAAAGAUCUGGGCCGUUCGCGCUGCCACUUCCGGUCGAUCUUCACCUGUGAUCUGAAGCUCCCUGCGAUGGUGGUUAACUUCGUUACCAAGGAGUUCGGAGGGGUGCUGUUCAAUCUGUUUAGGAAAGAGGUUGAGACGGAUUUGGCAGAUGAGGGGCAGAAGGGGGUGGAGUUUAGGAAGGUUCUGAAAGAAGAGAAGCUGUAUGGCCGGAUUGAAGCAGCUAUGGAUGAGUACAGGGCAAAGGCGGCCGGAGGAUUGGGGAUGGGAGAGAAGGGUGUUGGAGAGAAUGGGGUGGAGGGAGAGGAAGGGGAGGAGGUGGAGGAGGAAAAGAAGGUGCUGGUUGCUACGGCGUCGUUUGUGGAGGGAGCUACUGCGGAGGCACACAGACCUGCCAUGGCAGCUGCAUCAGCAGCAGCGGCAAGGGUGACUCACACAAAUGGAGGGGAGGAAGAGGAGGAAGAGGUAUUCGAGGAUGCAGAGGAUCAGCUGCUGGUUACCCUGGAAGACUCAGAACCUGCUUCUUACCCGCACCAGCAGAAGCACCCUCAUCCUCCUGUUCCUCCUGCGUACGCCCCGUUCUCAUCCCAAGACCCGGCUAUCGCUGCAGCCUUUGCAGCAGCAGCAGCGCUGGCAGGCGCAGGUGGGACUGGUGCAGGUGGUAACCCCAUUGCUGGCUCUGCUAGCUCCGGUGCUGCCGAGCCUGCUCUGACCCCGGACGUGCUCCAAGCCAUGGCAACCCUAGAGCAGGCGCUAGAGUCGCUGCGAGCCCGAACCUCUGCUGCCCUCUCUGCUGCUUCUCACGUCGGCGGACCAGGAGGAGGGAUGUACCCAGGGCAGUAUGGCCACGCCUAUCCUCCCCCUCCCCACCCUGUCUAUGGUGCUGUGCCUGGGUAUGGGCCAAUGGUGGGGGAAAAGGGCGGCAGACUUGUGGGUGCUCCUAUGGUGAACCCCCCGCUACUGCCGUAUUAUGCCGCCCCGUUCCCGCUCAAUGAGAUGCAGCGGUUUGCCGGGCCAGUUCCUGUGGUUGGGAGGAUGGACGGGUAUGGAAGGGUUUCCGGGCGGCGAGCGAACGGAGCGAGAGGGGGAGGUGGGAGGUAUAAGGGUGCUUAUGGGGAUGGUGCUUAUGGUGGGAAUGGUGGAGGCGGAGGGGGGGGUGGCGGAGGCCGUGAGUGGCGCCCGCGGGGGGGCGGCGGCGGAGGCCGUGGACGUGGAGGCGGAAGGAGGGGUGGCGGGGGGGCGUAUGCGGGAGACAGUUGGGGGGACGGCGCGGGGAUAGGCAGAGGGGGAACAGGCGGAGGGGGAAGAGGCGGAAGGGGUGACGGGGACGCGUCAGGCUGGGGUGGCGGAGGGAGAGGGGGGCGGGGCGGAAGCGGCGGAAGGUAUGGGGGAGGGGAUCAGCGCGGGUGGGGGGGGGACGGCGGAGGCGGAAGGCAAGGACGGGGAGGUGGGUUUGGCGGAAGAUGGGGCGCGGGGGGCGGACGAGGGGGAAGGAAUUACCAACAGCAGGCGGAGCAGCAGGGGGAGCAGCAAGCAGAGCAGCAGGCUCAUCACUCAGCGCACGGGCAGCGUAUGCAACAAUCGCAGCUGGUUGACGGGCAGAAUUUGGGUGCAACGGGCAGUGCAGGAAUUUUAGGAUCUGCCCCACAUGCUCCCUCAGUGCCCCCUGGAUUUGAGAAGCGGGCCAAUCCGGUAGAAACGUCAGCUGCUACAGGCGGUACAGCCGCUACAGCCGCUGCUACAGCUGCUACAGCCUGUUCGUCUGGCCUCGCAGUCCCUCCCGGUUUCGGGCCCUCCCCCUCCCAACCAUCCGCUUCCGCCUCUCCUGCUUUUCCGCCAGGUUUUGGCUCAUCCUCGUUACAGGCUGCUUCUGUACGUGAGUGUGUGUGGGAGGGGGGAGGGGUGUUAAAAGGGGGAAGAGGGGGGUGUGGUCUGUGUAGGGGGAGUGUGUUUGUGCAUCCUACCCUAUACCCAUGCGCGUACCCCAUUCCCCCUUUUCCCCUUUCCCCACCUUUCCUCCUUUCUCCCAUUUCCACUUUCUCCGUUCUCCCUUUUCCCCCUUUCCCCUUUUCUCUCCUUUCCCCCUUUCUCCCCUUUCCCCUUUCCCUACAUCCCCCCCUCCUCUCAACACUUUGUUUCCCCUCACCCAGUUGCCCGCACACCUUCGCUCGUGGCCUUCUUGGAUUCCUACUUGCACGCUCGCCCUCUCUCGUGGCCUUCUUGGAUUCCUACCUUCGCUUCCACUCCCGAUGGUUCGAUCUUCUCCUCUCAGCCGCUGCUGCUGCUGAAACUGACCUACUUCUCUCCAUGCGUCUGUUUGAUGCACCCAAGCUCAUGGACGUGGCUGCUGUCUUUGGGAGGUCAAACCGCGCUGCAACACAGCAGCUGGUGUGCCGGGUGCUGGUCUCUCAGCCUCUCUUCCGAGCCGAUCUCUCGUCUUCUCUACUACAACUGCUGCGGGUGGUUGAAGAGAUGGUGACAAGGGCGUGCGGGCGGAUGGAGGAGCACAGCAAGGCAUCAUCGCCACCUCCUUCCUCUGAGAUCACCGAGGCCCUUCACUACCUCUCAAUCUAUGAAGAGAAAAUGAAAGGCAAGCUUCCCCUCGACAACACGCAGUUUGAUACAAUCUCUGACAUAAUCGGCCCUCCUAUCACCCUGCCACCACCCCUCACUUCCUCCUCCUCUGACCCACCUGCUACCAGCAACAUCACUCCAGCCAACCACCCCCCUACAGCAGAAGACUUCCCCUCCCUCACUCCCUCCCUCUCUUCCGCCGCUGAUGCUGAGUCAGCAGCCCUUGAGCAAUCAAAGAUCUCGCUCGUGCGAGAUAUUUUCCCGGAUUUCGGGGAGGGGUUCGUGGGGGCGUGUUUGGAGGUGUGCGGGGGAGAUGCAGAGGCAGUGAUUCAGCAUGUACUGGAGGGGAGUUUACACCCGGACUUAGCUAAGUUAGACACUCAGUUGAAGGGGGGAGCAGCAGCAGCAGUGCAAGGUAUGCCUACAGUCGCUCGCACUCCUGCUUGUUCUGAGCCCACAUUUUCUGCUACAGCAGCUGGUGCUCCUGAUACUCCUUCAUCCACAAUGGCUGCUACAAACGCUUUCACUUCUGCUGCUACUGCUUUCACAUUUGCUGCUACAGCCACUGGCGUUCCUGCUGCUCCUGCAUCCACAUUUGAGGCUACAUAUGCUGGCGAUUCUGAUGCUCCUUCAACCACCAUUGCUGCUUCAGCUGCCAACAUUCCUGCUGCUCCUUCACCCACAAGUGCCACUACAGCUGCCCACAUUCCUGCUGCUUCUGCUUCCACAUGUGCCGUUACAGGUGCUGGCACUCCUGCUGCUCCUGCAUCCACUAUUGUCACUACAGCAGCAAUUUAG
This is a messenger RNA of Closterium sp. Naga37s-1, 4083 nucleotides long. The record is from the annotation of a GenBank genome assembly. NCBI's taxonomy places the organism in Eukaryota, Viridiplantae, Streptophyta, Zygnematophyceae, Desmidiales, Closteriaceae.